UAUGGCAAAGAAAGUGUCUGAUCGCAAUGGAGAACUACUCAACUAUCGAGAAAAUAGCUAUGGAGCGAUUUGCUAAAACGAAAGACUUCCGGGCUUGAAUUGCAAAGAUCUGUGUUUUGUGCUCUUACGACUUCCUGUCCGAAGACCCUCACAAAAACACUAUCUGAUGCACGGAAAUUUUUCUCGAAUCAAAAGCUCGACGAAAUGCCAACAUCGACUUUACUGCUGAUAUUUUCAGUAUCUAUCAACGUCAGCGUUGGGUUAUUCUUUUUUCUUGUGCCUGUGUUUAGACGAUUCUUUACUUCCCGGUGGAUUCUUUGCCAGCGCGUCUCCAAGCUUUUGCAAGAAAACCCAAGUCUUGUUCGUAAAUUUUUCCGUGAUGAGAUCUUCACGAUCUUUCUCUUUCUGUGUGGCAUCGUUCUCUUGAUAUCCGGUCAUACUCUCAACGACCCGUUCCUAUCAACUGAGCCAACGGUACUCUACAUCUUUGCCAUCUACCUAGGUCACUAUGUGUACAAAGUCCUGCAAGAUUUCCUUCUCAGAGACAAGAUCCCGCCAUUUAAAAUUAACCUUCUUCACCAUCUUGUGACGAUAUCGACUUAUAUGGUAUUUUUGUAUUAUCAGCAAAAUGGUAUUUCUGGUUUGAAUGGACUGCUGUUUGAAGGGAGUGUGAUAUUUGUGGAUUUGGCUACGUUUUUACGCCGGCUUGGUAUUCGCAAAAAUGACUAUUUACACAUUAGCUGUGUUCUUUUUGGUUUCAUUUUCGCUGUGGUAUUCCGAGCGUUUUCUCCGUUACUGAUUUUGACAAUUUCAUUGUUGAAACACAACCCCUUAAAGAUGGACUAUUUACCACUGGGAUUUUUCUUUAUGAAUAUAGUAUUUUUUUCGAUGACGAAUGGCUGGCUUGUCAAAAGCUCAUUCGAGAGCUUCAGACGGCGGAUUGUAACUAGGAGAAUUAUCAAUGAGCUCGCCCGAGCCCGCGACAUGAGCUCAUUUUCACCUGACCGUGAAGCAAGAGUUGGGGGACUGGUACUGAACAAUUCUGCCCCUUCGACCCAGUCCACCCGACAGCCUCUGAGUAUUGUUAUUCCAUCCAAUGAGAGCUUCAGACUCGCUCCGCCUGUAUCUAAUGUUAAUAUGAAUGGUGGCGGGGACAGCCUGGUAUCUAACCUCACCACUUGUCGACACGAAAGAACAAUACCGAGAUUCGAUGUUAUCGUUAACAACACACCGUCGACGACUACAUCAACAACUUUGACAAGUUUCGUGUGACUCGCGAAGUCACUUCAAAAACUUAAAUCAAAACAACUCUACCUUUAAUGGUUUUUGAAAUAAUCAAAGACGACCGGAGCAAAUCAGCUCAAAAAAGAAGAAAAGAAUUAUGCUUUAUUGAUUAUACGAGACUGCCUAGGGAAAUUGAUAUGCGCGCAAUGAGUCAGCGCAAGUGACGAGGAAGAAUACGCUUAGUGCUCGUCAAGGCGUUAAAGGGGAAGGGUCAUUAUCUGCAUUCUUCUUCGCAGCUUAUCUUACACCAUGGUGAACCUAAAUCAACCGCAAAAUUGUUAGCAAUAAAUAAGAUAAUUUAAAGAAGUGAUAAAAAGCCUGACAAACAUCCUCGGAAACUCAGGGCGACAAGAGUAUGCGCGAAGACGGAAGACAGGAAAAGAGGCCUUUUUUCCCCUCUUUCUUUCGUCUACGAUCGUUCUCCAGCUUCCGGUUUCCACGCCGCCCUGGCUCCCCGAGGAUGUCCGACAAGAGCAUUUCUUUGAAGUGUUGAAUAGCCGAGGUUUGAUAUAUAGCGACUGGGAAGGAGACUCGUAGGUAGGGAGUCCCUUCAAGUGGAAAAAGGUUUUUUUUUUUUCAAUCCCCUCUAGAGGUCGGAGGUCCGUCCACUGGAGCCAACACAACGUAGAAUUGUUCCCUUAAAUGGACCACAGAUAUUCUAUCUUAUUUGCCAUUUGUAAUAAGAUUCGACGUAAAUAAAAAUGGAAGGGGCAGUUUAA
Nematostella vectensis (starlet sea anemone) is the source of this 2003-nucleotide messenger RNA. RefSeq lists its product as uncharacterized. Lineage: Eukaryota; Metazoa; Cnidaria; Anthozoa; Actiniaria; Edwardsiidae. Bases 205 to 1272 code for a protein of 355 amino acids. Gene Ontology annotation, biological process: lipid homeostasis. Gene Ontology annotation, cellular component: membrane; endoplasmic reticulum. The record is from RefSeq and is a predicted model, not a curated record. The transcript has 2 exons.